AUGACAAAGGGCACUUCAAGCUUUGGCAAACGCCAUACAAAGACCCACACUCUGUGCCGUCGUUGUGGAAGACGUGCAUUCCAUAACCAAAAGAAAACAUGUGCUCAGUGCGGGUAUCCAUCGCCCAAGACAAGAAGUUAUAAUUGGUCUGUAAAAGGCAAACGUAGGAAGACAACUGGAACAGGCAGAAUGCGACAUUUGAAACACGUUACUCGACGAUUCAAGAAUGGCUUCCGUGAAGGUUCUGUGACCAAGAAGAAGCCGUCAGCUGCCACUAUGGAUACAAGUUAA
Messenger RNA from Paraglomus occultum, 291 nucleotides. The record is from the annotation of a GenBank genome assembly. NCBI's taxonomy places the organism in Eukaryota, Fungi, Glomeromycota, Glomeromycetes, Paraglomerales, Paraglomeraceae.